Molecule: messenger RNA, 2904 nt
Organism: Priapulus caudatus
Lineage: Eukaryota; Metazoa; Priapulida; Priapulimorpha; Priapulimorphida; Priapulidae
Product: very-long-chain (3R)-3-hydroxyacyl-CoA dehydratase-like
Exons: 10
Coding region: 13-1137 (374 amino acids)
Biological process (GO): fatty acid elongation; sphingolipid biosynthetic process; very long-chain fatty acid biosynthetic process
Cellular component (GO): endoplasmic reticulum membrane
Molecular function (GO): 3-hydroxyacyl-CoA dehydratase activity
Source: RefSeq, a predicted model, not a curated record
AGCAUCGUAAUCAUGGAAGCCGUACUAAAGGCAAAUGUUUACUGGGCACAGACAGCUGAUUCUGUUAGUCUUCGGGUAGAUUUAAAAAAUGUCUCGGAUCCAUCGAUUGAACUAACGGACGACUCUCUAACAUUUCUGGCUGUUGGCUACGGUGCUCAAGGCGAAAGCAAAUAUCAGUUCACCAUGGAUUUCUAUCUGCCUGUAAAACCAAAGGAGUGCAGCUAUAGGGUUCAAGCCAGGCAGGUAGAGUUCAGCAUCAAGAAGCAGGGACCCGAGUUCUGGCCACGUCUCAUCGUGGCCCAGAAGAAGCCGCACUGGCUCAAGAUCGACUUUGACAAGUGGCAGGACGAGGAUGAGGACGAGCCAAGGCAGCAUAAGGAGGACUUUGGGGAUGUGGGUCCAUUUGACGAAGCAAGAGGAAGAAAAAUGGUAGAAAGACAGGAAAAACAAGAGUCGAUGAAUUUCAAACUGCGAUACAUCUUCGUCUACAAUCUAUUUCAAUUUGUUGGCUUCACAACGAUAUUCUGCACUCUCUUCAUACGAUACUUGUACUAUGGCGAACGUGCUGUCACAACGGCGUUCGAGACCAUUGGUUCGCAGCUGGUCCUGACCCAGCUGCUUACGUACUUAGAAGUAAUACAUCCACUCCUGAAAAUCACCAAGGGCGGAGCGUUGGCGCCAUUUCUGCAGGUGUGCGGCAGGAACUUAGUGUUGAUCUUGAUCAUAGCAACGGAGCCCCGCCUGCAGGGCCAGCCCGUCGUCUUCUGGCUGUUCCUCGUUUGGAGCCUGAGCGAAAUUUUCAGGUACCCGUACUACAUGCUAAGCAGUCUUGAGCUGGAGUGGUACGCCGUCACGUGGUGUCGAUACACGACGUGGACCGUGCUGUAUCCCGCAGGAUUCGCCUGCGAAGCCAUGGUGAUCUUGGCAGCCAUUCCGAUGUUUGAAGAGACGCAGAAGUGGACCCUCGCUCUGCCGAACGUGUGGAAUCUGUCAUUCACCUUCCCGGCCUUCCUUCGCAUGUACCUACUCCUCCUGUUCAUGCCAGCAUGCUGGUUCCUAGUUCAGCAUAUGUACAAGCAACGAAAGGCAAAGCUUGGACCGUUCCAGAGGAAGAAACGCAUGAAGAAGACUCAGUAAGAUCGCCGGUAUAAUACGAGGGAGAGCAACGCAGAUAUCCUAUCGACUGUUUCACCCGCAGGUUCACGUGCGCACCUUGCAAUAAAAUCUGUGAUUCGACAAUUUCCAAAGAGAUUUGACGUUCUCGUUUUCGGAGCAUGAGAAAUUAUCUCAUUCCACUUUAGCUAGUGAGUGCGAUCGCUGCGGUAGUUCUGUGUGGUGCCCAACUGUUGGUUUAACGUAAUUAUAGUGAAGUGAUUUCUAUUUCGAGCAGCCCGAAAAUCGAGUGACCUGAAUUAUUAGUCGAUUGGGUAAUUCGUGUAAAUUUUACUACUCGGGUAUUUCAUUCUUUGAUAUCAAACCCACUAGCGUGUAUCGAAACGUAUUUUGUCUGGUGAGGUUUUUGUUAGUUAACACAAUUGGCUGCUGUAGUCACUUGUGGUACAGGCAACAAUCUUUUGAGUCUAGUAUGAUAUCGGGGAUGUGAUCAUUAUAGGGAUACAAUGCAUUUUGCAUCUUUCUCCUAAUUAUAUCGUUUGCUGGUAAGGCAAGAAGCUCCAUCGCUGUGAGCAGUAGGUGUCAAAAUAUUGACAAUUUGUCGUCUGCCAAAGAUGUGGAUAUUUUUUAUCGGUGUCACUGUCACCUGUAUAAUACCGUGGAAUUGUAAACAAUCAUUGGCUGUGGAGUAUUUCUUUCGUCACGAUUUCUAAUUUCUUGUAGAUCAUCACGAGUGAGUGCAUGUUUGUGAUCUAGAAAGCCUGUGUUAGUGGUCACCUCUAUAGAACAGACACCUGUUUACAAAGGACACGUUUUGCAUUUUCGUUGAAAGUUUUGCACUUUUUCAUUGGUAGUUAAUAGUUUUACACUAAAGUCACCUCUAUAGAACAAACACCUGUCUAGAAAAGACACUUGUGGCAUUUCCCUUUAGUGCCAGUUAUGCAGUGAAGCCACCUUUAUAGAAUGGACACCUGUCUAUAAUGGACACUAGAAUUGGACACUGGUUUGACUGCUUCCGAUUGGUUGUGAAGUGUUGCCAUGAAUGGAUUUGGCCUAUCCACGUGGCAUGAUUGAUGGGCAGCUCUAGCCAAUCAUUGUUGUGAUAGUGCAUCAUAAAAGACAGUUCUUAGCAAUGAAGUGUCAUAGGAUCAAUGACUUAGCAUGCACACAUUGAGACCACAUACGAACUGGUCUAGCUGGAAUGACCUAGCAACAAUACUCAAGUUGAGUCAACUUGCUCUUACCAGAUACUUCAGUUAAAUAGUGCAAACUAACUUCAGUGCGAAAUUAUUGAUAUUUACAAAAUGAUAAGUUUGCACUGUCACACCUAUGCACUGACCUAGCAACCAGGGAUAUCUACUAUAUAUAUAUAAACAGAUAUCUUAGUUACAAAAAUUUAACCCAACACAAGAGUAGGAUUACACUACUCUUGUAUUGGGUUACAUUAGUGUGUCUAAUAGAUAACUAUGCUAGCAACUACUAGCGACGUGUUACCUCGUUCGGGCGAUAGUUCAGUUGUGAUGCCGUCAUUGUUUCUAACACCACCGCUGUGUAUGUCUAGCCGGACGUACGCUCUACUCGUGUAGUCCAUUCACUCCCGCUGCAGGAGCUGUAGACUGGUAGAGCGGCUACAUUCAUAGAGCUACCGAGGUGUAUGCAGGCAGUUUGUGAGAUGAACUUAGUCGGUAGACUUUUUUGUGUGCAACUCGAAUGAACUUAUAGAAAUGUCAUUGUCAUUUGUUUAUUGUCAUCUGUACCUAUGAAUAUAAAUUUUGUUGAUUUUAAAAACAA